UAAAAGAGCAAGUGUCACCGACACAGAGCGGAGGGAGUCGACAAAAAAUACCACGAGUCAGGCUAAUGGAGGCGUGUGUACGUCUGAACCACAGGUAAUGCUUGCUGGCCACACAGGAUACACUACUCUGCAGGUACUUUCCACCCUCUUCCAGUUUGACCAGGCUUUAAUGUAAGAAUGGCGAGGCUGUUCGAUCAUGCUAUCAUACUAUAGGUUGGGGAUUUCCACUCAUAAAAAAACAAAAUCAAGCACACUCUCACUUCAGCACACACUUCCACGCAUCUCUGUCAGGUCUGUUUUAUGAGAUUCCUGUAGUAUGCCUGUAUUAAAAUUACAGCUGCUAUCAACUUUACUUUUAAUUUAUUGGGGGCUUCAGUUUGACCGCUAUGAUGCACCAAACCCGCUGCCUCUAUUUGUUGUAUUAUCACCAAAACCCGGAUCAGGAAGUGAUUCGCAUUAACUGUAAAUGGUCAAACAGUCAUAGAGGAAGUUUUUUUACAAAGGUAUGUGUCCUUGGCACCUGUAAUGGCACUGAGGCUUGUGCUUUCGUUGUUCCAACUUUCUAUGUCGUCUGACUUGGUUCUGCUGACAAUUAUAGCAACAAACAUGGAGGAGUGUCUUGCACAUAAUGAGCUAUAAUGAGUUAGAUGAAACGUGUGUCCAAAAAGGGAGGUAAAAUACUUUUGUUGAAUAAUGUUCAUGGUUUGUGUCAAAAUAAUUUAGUGGUUAUUCUGCUGUUGACACCAGUCUCUGGUAGAGGUCGACUAUGGGGUUUUUCUAUGUUAACAAGUCAGCGUUAGCUGAUGGCCGAUAUGUUGCCGUUUUUUUCACAGAUUUUUUGUUUUUCCCUCUGUUUGCAUAAUAAAAUGUCAUACUAAUGUACAUUUCACUAAUUACACUCUUAAUUGGGGUGAAGAAGAGCUUUUAUGACUAAGUGCAUGAUGGUAUAAUAGUAAUAGUGUACAUAUAAGAACUAAAACCUCUUACAGACAUGUUUUUGGGUUUUUUUGUUAACAGACAUCGCUUACAGACCAACAAACACACAAUCUAUUGAUCACAAAUAAAUGAGUAAAAUCACGUUGUUGUGUUACACAGCCCUGUAUGCAAGGACAAUGCAAACCAUCAGUGACAGAUAGACAGGUUUAAUGAGGAAGCUAACUGUGCAAACAAAGUCUUGCAGGACCUCUGACAAAUUAUUUGAAUCUCCAUACUCAAAUGCAAACAAGUUGCAUAGAGGAACCAUUGUCAGCGUCAAAUAAACCAUGCUUACGAACAAACUUUACAAUUAUACACUGAUCUGAGCAGCUCUCUGUCUCAGAGCAUGGUGCUGUCUGUGAGCAGGACAGAGUAAUGUUGCCCUCACUCACGCUGCAGUGUAUCUGUGAGCUCCACCCCACAAAAAGAGUCAAACUCUCUGACUGUGACAAGUGUUAUGUAUCAAGAGAGGACAUAUGUAUAUAUGUAGCUCAGCAGUGACUAAUGCAGACGCACAGCAAUCACAGUGCCUGGUACAGAGCAGCAGUACCUCUACAUGUCCUGUUAUAAUCAUAUGCUGGCUCUGGCUCAGGAACUGAUUUUUCAAUGAUUAUAAGAUUUGAAUAGUGUUUUUGCAUGGAAUGCCCAUCCCUAAAUUUAGGCCUUAGCUUUCUCCCAGGACUGUUGAAGGCUUUUCCACCCAAUGUAGAUAGAUUCAAAAAAUGCUAAAUAUCAACCUGAUAUAGCGGCCGACUUCUAGUCUCUGGUGAAUUAGCAAUGAAUGUUUUUUCUGGUCUUUGUCUGACUUUUCAAAGCCACAACCACAAGACAUGUUGUUCACCUUUUGAGUACCUUGUUUUUUCUCAUGGUCUAAAUCCUUCUAUUGAUUGUGCAUUGAUGCAUAAACUGUAAUAGAGAAUAAUAAAUACACACAAGAUAUAUAUGUAGCAUAUUGCACAAUGCAAAGUGAGUAUUGUUGAAAGUAGUACUUUUACAUAACUUGUCUUCAUCUCUGUAACAUGAAAUGUUAUAAACAAUCUCAGUUUGUACUAAAACACCUAAGAACAGCUGAAAUCUAUGACUCUAUGCUUUUAUCACCUCAUAAAUUCCUGUGAAUUUUGCACAAGACAUCUUAUUGUUUGAUGUAGUGUUCUCAUUCAACCAUGACAAUUGUGUUUCAUUUAAAAUAAGUUUCAGACGUAAUUAGAAAGCUGUAAUUUGGUUUUAAGUGACUCGUCUUUUUGCAACAAACAUUUUCCAGACUGUGGUUUUCCAAGUUUUUAUUUGGAAAGGUUAAGAGUCACGUUGGAAAUCAAAUUUAAACUUUUCGUAAAACUGUGGCUCCAUCUGUUUCUGUCUGCCUCUCUGUCUCUCUCUCUCGUCUGUGUGUGUGUGUGUGUGUGUGUCUGUCUAAAUAUAGUGUCAUCUGCCCACUCAUUCAGUCAGAGAGGAAGUGGUGUGUGUAUGUGUAUGUGUACGCUCCAACACUGCAUUAUAGUUUACAAGAAAAAGGUUAAAAACUCAGUGAAGCUCUACAUUUGUUUGGGCGCGAGUCUUUGUGUGUACACACAACAAUGUGUUAUGUAUGCAUGUGUUUGUGUGUGUGUGCGCGCACAUACUUGGACAAUUACUGUCCGGCGUGCUUUUGUGUCUUUGGUUGUUUGUAUCAAAGAAAAAAGUAGAGACUCUUAGAGAGUCAGAGUGAAAAAAAAGCAAAAAACAGUGUUAUCUGCUGAGACAGCACUGUAACUUGUUGUGUUUGAAAGUGCUGCUUUUCUCAGAGGGAUCAAGACUAAAUCCAUCACACUAAAGCCUUUCAUUGUGCACUCACAGCCUGUGGAAUGACUGCCACUGUGUGUGUGUGAGUGUGUGUGUGUGUGAGAGAGAGAGCGAGAAGAAAGAAGAAUGAGAGUAAAGUUGGGAAAAAACUGACACAAGUUCAAAUACAUUAUGACUCUCACGACAGUGCUGCUCCCCGACUCUGACAGACUCGUACCAACCCACAAGAGGAAAUACACUCGGCAAUGAACCACUGUCCUCACUUGCCUCUUUCUCGUUUUCACUUGCUCUCAGUCUCUCUCUCACACUCGCACACACACACGCACACGCACACACACAUGUUAGUUUCAGCAUAGAGACCAUUGCAUUUGUGAGUGCAAGUAUCAGAACAGAAAAGACAGUGAAACUGUUUGGUUCCUGCCUGUAUGGCCCCAUAAUCAACUAUAAACCCACUCAGCGUGUGACCUUGGACGUCAGAAAACAGAAGUGACACUUACACUCUGUGUCUUUCUCCAAAAUACAGUUGAUGAUAGACCUGCGAUGCAUGUGAGACAUGGCCAACAAGGCCCCCUGGGAUAACCUGAUGCACAGCAUGGAGCCAACAGCUGGCUGCUCACCCACAGUUCCAGAGCCAGAGUUGUACCGCAGUAUCCAGGCUCUGCUGCCCAGGGAGACAGACAACCAGCAGCCCAUGGACUGUUACAACAAAGGAGUGCUGAGAUGGACGCUUCAUAAGAAGGUUAAGAACAAUCCUGCCAACAGCUUAUCUCUGGUGUGGGUGCUAAUAAAGGACCUGGAGAAGGCUGAGAGAUGGGACUCUCGCAAACGCAUCAUCCCUCUGCUCCACACUCUCAUGUAUGCUAUCAUUCAGACAGCCUACAUUCCAGAUGAGCUAUACAAGCGGAUCUACGACUUUUGCAAGCGACUCCUGACCUACCCUCAACCCUACUGCACAGUAGGACUCAGCUACACAAGGCAAAUUAAAACGGAACGUUCCAUUCCAGGUCUGAUGUACCAGAGGAUGUUCACAGCAGAGCAGGGACUUAAAAAUGAGCACUAUCCCUUUCAGGAGCGAGUUUUUGUUUUGGCGGACCCAGAAGUUUUUGCUGGUUCCCUUGAACAAGUGCUGUUGGGCGAUAUUGCAGCUUCAGCAUCAGGUGGAUUUCCCAGUCCCGUAGAUCGCAUGAGCAAUGUGGUCCAACACUUUAUCCAGGCUGCUUUGGGGCCAGAGCAAUGCAGUGGGCCGAAACUGGCUCAGGCUCUGAAGGACAUGGGUCAAGACGUCGAAAAGUACUUCCAGGAAGUGUUGGCGACUCGAGAGCAGAGUAUGGAGGAGGGAGGCAGAGCAGAAGGCGGAGCGCUGAGAAGCUGCCUUCAGCGGCUGUACAGUGAGAUUGUCACUGAUACAGACCCGGAGCCAUUGUCCAGUGGAGUGCUGAAUGACUGCCCUCUUCCUAACCCAGAGAUCAGCUUCCACCUGUGGAAAGAGGAUCUGGAUAUCUGGCGAGAGUUGGCCAAGUGGCUUCGAUCCAGCUCCAUGUCGGACCAGUUCUCCCUCAGCCAGGAACAGGAGGACUUUGAUCUGGGAGAGUCGCCCAGUGACCCAGUGCCAUCUGACAAGACUCGCUUCUCCGUCAUGUCCAAUGACAGUGGCAUCGAAAGAGACCUCCCUCCCAGUGCUGAUCCCUCCCUGUCAUCAUCUUUGGACACUGCCAGCUUACGCACGUCAUGGGAACAAUGCAGAAGUGAUCCAGACCCAGGAAGGCUGUCACGGCGUAAAGGAAUCAAGAUGAAACCAACUUGGAAGGAAAAUAUGGUGCUGAUGCAGAAUACCCUGGAGGAUCAAGCAAGUCUUGGAGGAGGAAGAAAAGGGGAACCUCGACAGAGGCGGGCAGGAAGCACAGUAAUACACAACCCCUUAACCAAGCACCAGAGGUACUUUACUGCCAGAAUAGUCACCAUGGGGGAUGACAGGGUCCUGGGCCGCCUGGCUAAGGCCUUCUACUCCUUCAGGAAAAGGGAAGCGCGGCGGCUUUUUCUGACGAUGAAAGUCAACCUUCAGUUUUACUACAUCCCCGUUUGCAAAGCUCCAACUCAUGUCUCCUCCAUAAAAGUAAGCCAUGCUGUAAGUCAGUCCAAGGAGAAUCCUGCAAUCUGCACUCUUGGUUCGUACUUGAGCAUGGUGGACCCAUGGUACAACUGUAACAUCAAGAGUUUAGGCUCCAUGAUCCCCAAACUGGCGAAAAUGCAACCGACAAACCCAGGCAGACCGAACGACCCCAUCAUCUCUGAUGUCAUUUCCUACUAUAUCCGCAUGGGCCAGCAGCCGAUCUACUUCACAAUCUAUUUUGUGAAGAUCACAUUCAAUAGUCUGAUGAAGGAUCCGGUGGAAGAUGUCUUCCUCACUCAUCUGCAGAUGGAGUCUCCGGAAUUCAGACAGGUCUCAGCAUCCAUUCGAGAUAAAGCCAGGAGGAGUGCUGGGGAAGUAUCUGGAGCUAUGGUCUCAGUGAAGUACAAAAAGGUAAUUUUAAGCGGCAGAGACGUUGACAAAGGAGUCUCAGUAAGAAUAGCAGGUGCUCAGAUCAGUGCCAUUCCCUCCAGCGAAGCAGAUGAUCUGAACUGUUUAACACUGACGUUCACUGAAUCUCAACAUCGCAACAUUGUGGAGUCAAAGAUUCGGACGAGCAGCAUCAAGAUUCGCUCUUUGGAGGGUCGACCUUUCACCGUCACACUGGACAGAGACUCGCACAGGACCUUUACCGACGUGCACAGCAUUGAGAUCGCCCCGUGUCUCGAUCCCGGAUACUGCAUCCAGAAGACCAUUCGAUCUAGAUUCAGUCUGGGAGACGACAAAAACACCGGACUGAGCAAAUACAUGACCAAAGGACUUUCUCUGCCGAUCAACACAUUUGCUGGAAUCAUCAACUGAUGUUGCACAAAGACUCCAGACUGUCCACACUGUGCUUCGAUCACAUGAAUGGUGAUGACAGAAUUCUAGGCUGACAACAUGAACAGACAAAAUGAAUCACCUGUGAGUCAUACUGAGCUGCUCCCAAAACAGCAUUAGUUCUGUGAGUCAGGACUGACAGCCACGUGUGAACAAAGACUGCAUCUCAAGCACCUUAAGGCUGGGUACAACACACACUGUACUGGUGUCAGUUUCCGCUGUGAUUACAGUAACAUAAAGGGAGAUUUGUCAACUCUUAACAGGGUUUUGCUCCUAAUGGGUGAGCUGCUGUGUGUACUUUAAGACAGUUGGACAACAAGAGCAAUAUCACAAGCGACUGAGAGAAAAUCAAGUAAGUACAGACACAGUAAGUACCUGUUUAUAGUGACACUGUCAAAACUACUAGUAUUUGGAUCAGCAGUCAUUGGAAAUUAUCAUUAAAGCUGCUGGCGUUCCACAGGAUGUAAAUACUGGACAAUGACAUCAUUGACACACUACCUUUUUUGCCUCCUUGACACACGCAAACCUGUUUUAUAUCUUAGUGAGGACACAUCAUUGACAUAAUGCAUUCCCUACCCCCUUACUCAAACCAUAACCAUCAUAACCAAGUGCCUUAUCCUCUAAACUCUAAAACCAGGUCUUAACUCUGAAAAAGCCAAAAUGUUGUGUGGUCCAGACAAAAUGUCCUCACAAAGAUAGGUUUGUAUGUGUUUUGGACAAGUACACACACAUGCACUCGUGUUUUCUCAGCUGUUCUUCUGAGUUCCAAACAUUUGGACAACAUAAAUUGUUAUCCCUAACAUUAAAUUAUAACCAGUUAAAGCCUAACCCUUACCUUAACCUAACUCUUGGCUCUAAACUUAACCAGUUCCUCAGAAAUUAGGUUUUGCCUCAAAUACAAACAGCAUACACACUAACACACACACACACACACAUAUUAAAAACAGAAUAAUGCAGAGAUAGACACCUGUUGUCAGCUGUUAAUGCAUGCGUGGUUGUUGAAUGACUGGUACGAUGACAGCAGACAUUUCACUGAAUCAUUUGUCUUCAAAUUCAAAUUUGACCUGUUUCUUGUUGGGUUAAGUGUUGUGAAAUCAUUGACAUUAUUCUGGGGUUUAGUGUUUGUUAAAUAUGCGCCGCUAUAUGUUUAUAUGUAAGUAUAUAUGCAUAUAUAUAUAUGUGUGUA
Molecule: messenger RNA, 6887 nt
Organism: Solea senegalensis (Senegalese sole)
Lineage: Eukaryota; Metazoa; Chordata; Actinopteri; Pleuronectiformes; Soleidae
Product: phosphoinositide 3-kinase regulatory subunit 6
Exons: 22
Coding region: 3308-5683 (791 amino acids)
Biological process (GO): G protein-coupled receptor signaling pathway; positive regulation of MAP kinase activity
Cellular component (GO): phosphatidylinositol 3-kinase complex, class IB
Molecular function (GO): 1-phosphatidylinositol-3-kinase regulator activity
Source: RefSeq, a predicted model, not a curated record